GCCUUCGCUUCCAAGUGUUCGUCAACAUCGAGGAGUACAUGCCCACCACCGAAGCCGCCGGCGUUCGCUUGACGGUCCAUUCCGCCAGCGAGCAACCGUUUCCGGACACGCUGGGCUAUUCGGCGCCCACCGGAUUCGUGUCAAGCUUCGGGAUACGCAUGGGUUGCCAACGCAGCUGCGUGCAGCAACACUUUGUGCGCCGAUGCGGGUGCGGCGACCCGCGCUAUCCGCCCUGGCAAAACGUCAGCUCAUGUCCGGUGGAUGACGAGCAAAAGCGGAAAUGCCUGAAGCGUGAGACCGAAUACGCGGCCAAGCACAUCGACCGGCUCAAUUGCCCAAAGUGCCGGCAACCGUGCAGCCAGAAAGUCUUCUCCAUUUCCUAUUCGGCUUCGCGAUGGCCAGCGACGCCAUCGGAUCGAGAUGAUUGCCCAAAGGGCCUGAACCAACAGCAAUGCCUAAACUAUUUGCGCGAGCAGGGCGCAAUGAUUGAGGUGUUUUUCGAGCAGCUCAACUACGAGGCCCUCCAGGAAUCCGAGGCGUACGGGUGGCCAAAUCUGCUGUCCGAUUUCGGCGGGCAGCUGGGGCUGUGGAUGGGCGUGUCGGUGAUCACAAUCUCGGAGGUGGGGCUGCUCUUCUUCGACAUUCUGCUGUCGAUCUGCGGCUGCUCGACGUCGGCGCGCCGGAAAUUGAGG
Molecule: messenger RNA, 692 nt
Organism: Mesorhabditis spiculigera
Lineage: Eukaryota; Metazoa; Nematoda; Chromadorea; Rhabditida; Rhabditidae
Source: the annotation of a GenBank genome assembly